This is a messenger RNA of Dalotia coriaria, 1665 nucleotides long. Its product is annotated as aldehyde dehydrogenase X, mitochondrial-like. Lineage: Eukaryota; Metazoa; Arthropoda; Insecta; Coleoptera; Staphylinidae. Gene Ontology annotation, molecular function: aldehyde dehydrogenase (NAD+) activity. The transcript is spliced from 6 exons. The coding region runs from base 106 to 1575 and encodes 489 amino acids. The record is from RefSeq and is a predicted model, not a curated record.
GCUAGUUAUACCGCAACAAACACACCGCACGCAUCAAUCCUGUUGUUGCCUUCCUGCUGGUCAGUGUGGCUCAGUGAAACAUAAUUGUAAGAACGCGUUAAUAAAAUGGCUCAGAGAAAUCCAGAAAUUAAGUACACUAAGUUGUUUAUCAACAAUGAAUUCGUCGACGCUAAAAGCGGGAAAACUUUCCCUACAAUUAACCCAGUAAAUGAGAAGAAGAUUAUUGAUGUUGCCGCCGGCGAUAAGGAGGAUGUAGAUGCAGCGGUGGCGGCAGCUCGCUGUGCUUUCAAGCGGGGAUCCGCGUGGCGUUCGAUGGACCCUUCUGCACGUGGAAAACUGAUUUACAAAUUAGCACAACUUGUCGAGCGUGACAUCUCAUACCUGGCGUCCUUGGAGUCGCUGGACAAUGGUAAACCAUAUGAGGAUUCCAUCUUCGACAUCAAUUGCGCCAUUGACACGCUUAAGUACUAUGCAGGAUGGGCUGACAAGAUUCACGGUCUAACUAUUCCCGGAGAUUGGGGUGUAACAUCGAUGACAAGAAAGGAACCAGUUGGUGUUGUGGGUCAAAUAAUUCCAUGGAACUAUCCUAUUCUUAUGCUUGCCUGGAAGUGGGGACCCGCAUUGGCUACCGGUUGCACUGUUAUUCUGAAACCCGCUGAGCAAACUCCACUUACUGCUUUGGUACUUGCUGCUCUCAGCAAGGAAGCUGGUUUCCCUGCUGGAGUGAUCAAUGUCAUCCCUGGGUAUGGUCCAACUGCAGGCGCCGCCAUUGCGUGUCAUCCUCACAUCAACAAAGCUGCAUUCACCGGCUCCACCGAAGUGGGACACAAAAUUUUGGAGAAUUCUGCUUUGAGCAACCUUAAGAGGAUUUCUCUAGAAUUAGGAGGGAAGAGUCCACUCGUCGUUUUUAACGAUGCUACAUUGGAGGAAGCAGUUGAAAUUGCCCACAAUGCAAUUUUUGCCAACCAUGGCCAGAAUUGCUGUGCUGGUUCCAGGACCUACGUUCAAUCAGGCAUUUACGACGCCUUCGUUGUUAAGGCAACCGAAAUGGCUAAGGCACGCAAAGUAGGCGAGCCUUUCACUGCUGGUGUCCAACAAGGACCUCAAGUAGAUAAGGAGAUGUUUGACAAGGUAUUGGGUCUCAUCGAAAAGGGUAAAAAGGAAGGUGCCAAGUGCAUGACUGGAGGUGCCCGCCACGGUACCGAGGGUUACUUUGUGCAACCGACGGUAUUUGCUGAUGUCAAAGAUGACAUGAGUAUUGCCAGACAAGAGAUCUUUGGGCCUGUGCAGAGCAUCUUUAAAUUUGAUACUCUUGAAGAGGUAAUCGAACGCGCAAACGAUACUACCUACGGUUUGGCGGCUGGUUGCGUUACCAAGGAUUUGAAUACCGCCAUGACUUUUGCACAAGCUGUGCAAGCUGGUUCAGUUUGGAUUAACUGCUAUGACAUGGUUAUUCCACAAGCGCCUUUCGGAGGUUUCAAGCAGUCCGGAAUGGGCCGCGAACUUGGUGAGGACUCGUUGCACGAGUAUCUGGAGACGAAAACCAUCACUAUGAAAUUACCCUGCACCCACUAAUUUUAAUAGUGGGUUUUUAAUAUGAACAUAUACUAUUGUUUUGAUUUAUUGCAAAAUGAAUUAAAUGAAAUAUUUUUGUAUUUCAAAUAA